AUGAAACUAGACCCAAAGGUAUACCAAGAAGCUACAAGGGCGGCAAAAACCCCUCAUUUCAAAUAUUUGAUGUUGGGACUGGUAUGUGCAGCAACACUUCCCACAAGUGUAUACAUGCAACGAAAUCCACCAGUGAAAACCAUUGAUAAGAGGAAGAGCCCUAAAGGAUUGAAUUCUAUGGACUCAGAACUGGACGAUUUUGAAUCGUUCCCUACUUUUUCAUCCAUAUUAUGA
This is a messenger RNA of Naumovozyma castellii, 234 nucleotides long. RefSeq lists its product as uncharacterized. The record is from RefSeq and is a predicted model, not a curated record. The transcript has a single exon. Lineage: Eukaryota; Fungi; Ascomycota; Saccharomycetes; Saccharomycetales; Saccharomycetaceae. The coding region runs from base 1 to 234 and encodes 77 amino acids.